Molecule: messenger RNA, 2501 nt
Organism: Stomoxys calcitrans (stable fly)
Lineage: Eukaryota; Metazoa; Arthropoda; Insecta; Diptera; Muscidae
Product: nascent polypeptide-associated complex subunit alpha, muscle-specific form
Exons: 4
Coding region: 226-2352 (708 amino acids)
Source: RefSeq, a predicted model, not a curated record
CAAACAAAACAGAUCGAACAAACGCUGACGAAAUUCAGUUGAUUUAAAAACGUUAAGCGCGAAACACGACAAAACAAGCGAGCGAUCGAGCAAACUGGUAGUGAACAAAUAACAUACCCACGGUUAGAGUUCAAAACAAAAUUUAUCAAUUAGAAGAGUAAGCGACAGAAGACACCAAAAACAACCACAACAAGGUGAUCAGGGAAUUACACCCCAUCAGCCACGAUGGCUACGAAUGAUAGAAAUAAAAUUAAUUGCAUGUUAUUUGCAAUUGUCAUACUGCUGCUUAGCCAUGAUCUUAGUGUAGAGGCCAAGCGUAUCUACAGUUCCAGCAGUGGCAGGCGUUCCUCGAGCUCAUCAUCUUCCAGUGUAAGACGCAACAAUAACAACAGUAGACCUAGCUCGUAUAGUGGAGGUAGCAGUAAUACGCAUUCCAAUCCCUCGCUGUCCCACACGGGUUUGUCUUCCCUCAGCUAUGCCGGUUACAAUCAGCAGGCAAAUAAGCGACCCAGCUCUACUAAUACCCAUGUGACAAACACCCAUGUCAGUAACACUCAUGCCUCCCCAGCUCGUCCUACAGUAACACCGGUAGGUUGGAAUGUUCCUCCCAAGCCUCAAGGGCCACCACCUGCUUAUUCUCCAACAAAUACUGUGGGUGGAGCCAGGACCAAUAUUAAUGAAAAGUCGCCAGCCUAUAAUCCUAACUAUGCAGCACCGCCCAGCUAUUCUCAAGCCACAAAUACGAAUAACAGACCCAGUUACCCUUCAUCACCAACCAACACAAAUAAUAGGCCAAGCUAUCCGCAAACUCCUACCAACACAAACAAUAGACCCAUAACACCGGCGACCACCUACAAUCAGCAGUCGUCAAAUUAUAAUCGCAAUCGUUAUAACUCCACCGGUAGUUUUGGCUCAGGGGGUAUGCAUACCCCCAUAACGGCAACCAAUGUCAAUAAUGUGCAAUCUAGCUAUCCACGUCAACAGCAAGGAGUUGUCACACACUAUCCUUCAAGCUCUUCAUUACCUGCUGGUGCCACUUAUCAUCCAUCAGGUCAAUUGCCUGCCGGAGCUACAUAUCAUCCAGCUGGACAGUUUCCUGCCGGUGCCACUUACCAUCCGGCGGGACAAUUCCCUGCGGGGGCUACUUACCAUCAGCCUGGUCAUUUACCAGCGGGAGCUAGCUACUAUCCUUCGCAAUCUGCUUUGCCUGCUGGUGCUACUUACCACAGCCCUGGUGCUUUGCCUCCAGGUGCUACCUAUUACCCAGCACCUCCUCCCAUGGGAGCGCCAGCACCGGUUUACUAUCCAUCAGCUGCUGCUUUGCCAGCUGGAGCUACUUUCUUGCCAGCUGGUUCUGCUAUACCGGCAGGUGCCACCUUCAUACAGCAGCCACAGAAAUCGUCAUCGGGUCUAGGAUUUGGAAGCGGAUUACUUGCUGGCGGCUUAACUGGUGCCAUUUUGGGUCAUGCCCUGACACCCACUCACACCAAAGUCGUUGAACACGUUCCAAGCUAUGGCGGUGGCGGCGGAUAUGGAGGCGGCGGCGGUGGCGGUGGAUCUGCACCACAAAACGAUGACAAGAUUAUCAUUAUCAAUAAUGGUCCUCCAGGCUCGGUUACCACCACAGAUGUAGGUGGCGCCACUGUUAUAACUACUGGUGGAGGUCAAGCACCUGCGGCAGCUCCGGCUCCAGCACAAGCCCCAGCAGCAGCUGCACCCAACUAUUAUCAACAGCCUGCUGCCAAUCUGGCUCCUUUGAAUCCCACAUAUCCCGAUCCUAACAAUCCUGCUCCAGGAACAAUGCCCAUAAAUGCCAUGAAUGUGCCACCGGUUAAUUCUCCCGCUCCAGCUGAAGGUGCUCCUGUAGCUGUGGGUGCUGCUGCUGGGGCCAUUGCUGCUGCCGGAGUAGCUGCUGCAAGUGGUACACCAGAAGCUACGCCAGCCCCAGCAGUCGCAGCUGCUCCAGGUGCCCCUGCGGCUGGUGAACAACCACCUCCAACUGGAGGUAUUAUUUGCGUUCCCAUUAAAGCACUCGAACCCGAUCCCAAAGACAGCACAAAAACUAUAGAGGUUGAACAAAUUGCCUGCUAUAAUGCUCCUCCACCAGAGGCAACCCCAGUUCCAGCUGCCGCUACUGUAACAGAUGCACCCACGACUGCAGCACCCACCAGUGCGAUACCCACAAGUGCCACACCACUUGCCUCCGAGGCGCCAAUACAACCCAUGGCCCAAGGUGUAGCAUUGGCUCCGCUUCAAACUACACCCGUUACAGUACCAGAGGGCUCAGUGGCUCUGGCACCAUACAAUCCCUCAUCAGCGCCAGAUAUUAUAAGAGUGCCAGGAUACAACUAAUCAUAGUCUAUCUGGCUUUUGUAACACAAACCCAUUUGCAGAUUACUCGAUGUGCUUGAAAUGUAGUUUGCCCAAAAAUUUUAUACACUUUUAUUUGCAGAAUAAAAUAAUAUUUUUAAAUAAAAUGUUUACUUCAGUAACCAAUCAAA